Molecule: messenger RNA, 723 nt
Organism: Helianthus annuus (common sunflower)
Lineage: Eukaryota; Viridiplantae; Streptophyta; Magnoliopsida; Asterales; Asteraceae
Product: chaperone protein ClpB3, chloroplastic-like
Exons: 2
Coding region: 1-519 (172 amino acids)
Source: RefSeq, a predicted model, not a curated record
AUGUGGGCUGGAUCCGCCCCUGAUGACCACCUCCGUCACAGGAAGUAUCAAAGGCACUUAAAAUUAAAUAUAAAUAACCCCUUUCACUUUGACUCUCUCUCUGACACACAUUUUGACCUCUCUCUCAAAUCAAAUCAGGAGCCACCACCGUCAAACCCACCACCACUCACCACCCACCAACAACCACCAUCAUCAGAUCUGAAGCCUGUCACCAACAACCCACCACCAGAUCUGAAGCUUGUUCAUGUUUCAACCGCUGUUGCCGCCAUCACCUCAUGCCACCACCAUUUAGCCGCCGUCACCUCCUGCCACCACCACCAACCACUGUCACCCGUUAAAAAGAUUGAUAGGGUAAAGCAAGAAAUGGAAGCGGCUGAACGCGAUUGCCAUCUUAACCGUGCUGUGGAACUCAAAUACGGAACGCUAAUGACUCUUCAACUACAACUGGAAGAAGCCGAGAGAAAUCUUUCUGAUUACCAACAUUCCGCGAAUACCCUUAUCAAAUCUCCAACAAUCUGAGAGAGAUAAACUUGUGUCUCUCGAACACGUUCUCCAUAAAAGAGUUAUCGGUCAAGAUAUGGCGGUCAAAUCUGUGGCAGAUGCGAUGCGAAGGUCAAGAGUGGGUCUUUUCGAUUGCUGAAUUUCGUCGGUCUGUAUUUUCUGAUUGAUUUCUUACUGUUAUGAUUGUGAUUUUGAAUUGUGAAAUUGAUUGGUUUGGGGAUU